This is a messenger RNA of Oryza brachyantha (malo sina), 1714 nucleotides long. Its product is annotated as mitogen-activated protein kinase 2. Gene Ontology annotation, biological process: intracellular signal transduction; protein phosphorylation. NCBI's taxonomy places the organism in Eukaryota, Viridiplantae, Streptophyta, Magnoliopsida, Poales, Poaceae. Gene Ontology annotation, cellular component: nucleus; cytoplasm. The record is from RefSeq and is a predicted model, not a curated record. The transcript is spliced from 6 exons. The coding region runs from base 166 to 1350 and encodes 394 amino acids. Gene Ontology annotation, molecular function: ATP binding; protein serine/threonine kinase activity; protein tyrosine kinase activity.
CUCACCACCACCAAGCUCACUCGCUUCGCCCUUUGCCUUAUCUCCUCCCAACGCCAUUGAAUCCAAUCCCUCCUCCUCCCCCUCUACCUUGCUUCCUUCUUCCUCUCCUUGUGGGUGAGAGGUGUGUGUGUUUCGUUUCUUGGCUGGGUUUUUUUUUUUCGACCGAUGCGCAUGGAAGGCGGCGGCGGCGGCCAUGGCCAUCACCAUGGCAUCGGGGGAUUCGGCGGCGGCGGCGGCGGCGGCAGCGGCGGAGGGGAGGCGCAGAUCAAGGGCGCGCUGACGCACGGCGGCCGGUACGUGCAGUACAACGUGUACGGCAACCUGUUCGAGGUGUCCUCCAAGUACGUCCCGCCCAUCCGCCCCGUCGGCCGCGGCGCCUGCGGCAUCAUCUGUGCUGCUGUCAAUGCGCAGACUCGUCAGGAGGUCGCCAUCAAGAAGAUCGGCAACGCGUUCGACAAUCAGAUCGAUGCCAAACGCACCCUGCGAGAAAUUAAGCUGCUUCGGCACAUGGAUCAUGAUAAUGUCAUCUCAAUAAAGGACAUCAUACGGCCACCAAGGAGGGAGAACUUCAAUGAUGUUUACAUUGUCUAUGAAUUGAUGGACACUGAUCUUCACCACCUUCUACGAUCAAACCAGCCACUGACAGAUGAUCACUGUCAGUAUUUUCUCUAUCAAGUACUACGAGGAUUGAAGUAUGUGCACUCAGCAAAUGUCUUGCACAGAGACCUCAGGCCAAGCAAUUUGCUGCUAAAUGCGAAAUGCGAUCUUAAGAUUGGAGACUUCGGGUUAGCAAGGACGACGAACGAAACAGAUUUCAUGAUGGAGUAUGUUGUUACUCGAUGGUACAGGGCACCUGAACUCCUCCUAAACUGCUCAGAAUAUACUGCAGCUAUUGACAUUUGGUCAGUAGGCUGCAUCCUUGGUGAGAUCGUCACAAGGGAACCUUUGUUUCCUGGAAAGGAUUAUGUCCAUCAGCUGAGGCUAAUUACUGAGUUAAUAGGCUCACCUGAUGACUCGAGCCUCGGGUUUCUUCGAAGCGAUAACGCCCGCAGAUAUGUGAGGUCGCUUCCUCAAUACCCCAAGCAACAAUUCCGUUCACGGUUUCCCACUAUGUCUAGUGGUGCCAUGGAUUUGCUUGAGAGGAUGCUUGUGUUUGAUCCGAGCAAAAGGAUUACUGUUGAUGAGGCUCUGUGCCAUCCAUACUUGGCAUCCCUUCAUGAGAUAUAUGAUGAACCUGUCUGCCCCGCGCCUUUCAGCUUCGAUUUUGAGCAACCAUCAUUAAGUGAAGAAGACAUCAAGGAAAUCAUAUGGAGGGAGGCACUCAAGUUCAACCCUGAACCAAUUCACUAGAUGGUUACCAUUGAAGAAGAAGCAGCAGCAGAUCAGACUGGCAGAUGAUCCAUCCACUCCUUUGGGUGGGGAAGACACGAGCCAACAUCAUGAUGUAUAGUUGGCUACCCUCUGAGCAUCUCAUCUUGUGGCUUGUCGUUGGCACCUGGCAUCAGAAAAUUCAGACAUUUAUGAAAAACAAGAAAAGCUUGAUCAAUAAUUUGUAGUACGAAAAAAAAUCAGGAGCUCAACUGUAUCUUCUUGUUAGAUUUGUACCUAUCCCAUUUCGUUGUAUAUGCUUAAGAAAACCUGGGAGCUUGUCGCUAGCUAUGGACUACGGUACAGCAAUCUCCUGAUGCUCUUCAGUCAUCAGUUCAGUUCACCA